Purpureocillium takamizusanense is the source of this 498-nucleotide messenger RNA. RefSeq lists its product as uncharacterized. The record is from RefSeq and is a predicted model, not a curated record. Lineage: Eukaryota; Fungi; Ascomycota; Sordariomycetes; Hypocreales; Ophiocordycipitaceae. The transcript has a single exon. The coding region runs from base 1 to 498 and encodes 165 amino acids.
AUGUGCUCCACAACAACGCUUCUCUACACCAUCUGCCUCCACACCGGAACGGGCACGCGCAACGACUCCUGCAAGACGGGCAAGUGCAAGCGGCGCAUCAAGCUCAUCCUCGGCUGGUGCCCGCAGUGCAAGAUGUCUCUAAGCGGCGCGUUCCCGCGGCCCAGCGACCCAAACGCGCCGUCGACGAUCCGGCGGUACUGGCUGUGGGUGAGCCGCCAGCCGUCGUCGUCGUCAUCCAGCAGCGUGAUAAGCGGUGCCGUGACCAAGGCCAUCAUCAACACGGUGCAGCUCUCCGAGAUCAACCAUGGCACUCGUGCAACGGCAGACAAGGAAUGGGCGGUGAGGAUGCUGAACACGAUACGCGGCGUCGGCGCGGAGACGCUAGAGCUCCGCGAUAAGACGUGGACGAAUGAUGGCCGGGAUAGCACGCUCAGUGAGGUUGUCCGGCGGGCACAGGAUGAGACUCUUGAGUGGGCGGAGGGAUAUCUCUUGUUGUAG